Glycine soja is the source of this 1243-nucleotide messenger RNA. RefSeq names its product FBD-associated F-box protein At4g10400-like. The coding region runs from base 41 to 1180 and encodes 379 amino acids. Gene Ontology annotation, molecular function: protein binding. Lineage: Eukaryota; Viridiplantae; Streptophyta; Magnoliopsida; Fabales; Fabaceae. The record is from RefSeq and is a predicted model, not a curated record. The transcript has 2 exons.
UUCUCAAGAUCAUCCUUGCCUUCCUCUGAGUAAUAGAAAAAUGGAAACACAGGACAAGAUCAGCGCAUUACCUGAUGAAGUCUUGGGUCACAUUUUGUCUUUCCUUUCAACUCAAGAGGCCAUUUCCACAAGUCUUGUCUCUAAGCGGUGGCAGCCAUUGUGGCUCUCCAUCCCCAUCCUUGAUCUCGAUGACAUAACUUUUAUCCAAAAUGGUAAAUCCUACUCCUCCUUUUUUAAUUUUGCUUUUGGCUCCCUCCUAGCACGUAAUGUGCAACAACCCCUCAAACUUGCACGCCUCCGCUUCAACUCUUGCGGAUAUGACAACAACUUCCCCUACUCCCAUUUCAAGAUAUGGGUAAAUGCUGUUAUUCAACGUGGUCUUGAGCACCUUCAGAUUGAGAUGCCCCGUCCAUUUGAGUUGCCAAACAUUAUCUUGAAUUGCAAAACGCUUGUUGUUCUUAAGUUGUAUCGGUUCCGUGUGAAUGCUCUUGGGUUAGUUCACUUACCCGCACUUAAAACAUUGCAUUUGGAUAAUUUUACUAUGUUGGAGACUUGGCAUCUAGCAAAGGUUCUUCAUGAGUGUCCCAUUCUAGAGGAUUUGCGAGCGAAUAAUAUGUUUUUUUACAACAAGUCAGAUGUGGUAGAGUUUCAGAUCAUGCCCAAGUUAGUGAAAGCAGAGAUUAAAGUUAAUUUUAGGUUUGAGAUUCCUCUGAAGGUAGCAUCUAAUGUGGAGUAUCUGAGAUUCUUCAUCAAGCCUGACACAGAGUGUUUUCCUGUGUUUCACAAUUUGAUUCACUUGGAGGUCAGCUUUUGGUUCGUUGUUAGGUGGAAUUUGGUGUUUGAAAUGAUUAAGCAUUGCCCUAAGCUUCAAACUUUUGUGCUUUUUUUGCCAUUGGAAUCAUUUCCUCCCAUGGUUUGGACUUUCCCACAAAUUGUUCCUGAAUGCAUUUCUUCAAAACUAAGAAGGUGUACUAUUAUGAAUUAUAAAGGUAAGAAGUAUGAGCUACAAUUUGCAAAAUAUAUAUUGCAGAAUUCAAGAGCUUUACAGUCCAUGACAAUCCAUAAUAAAAGAGUCAGAAAUACAUAUUUCGCAAAUCCUCAGGACAAGAUUAGAAUCUUGCAAGAAUUAGCCAUGUGCCCAAAGAGCUCUACAACUUGCAAAAUUUUAUUUAAAUCAUAAUUAGUAGGCUUGUAAGUGGGUACUAAUUGUUCCUAAAUAAUUAUUACAUUUUCAAUUGGUUGA